ACAUGAUAGCCAGGGAGAAUUCGGGGAGGAGAAAAGGUUUUUCUUUGCAGUCGUUCGUCAUAUGAUUAAAAGUCCAGCGCAAAACUGAAAAUGUUGCAGAUUUGCGUGAUUUUCUCGCUGUUUAUUGCAGCCAGCCAUGCAGCUGGCGAAUUCACGGUGCUGAACCGACCCAAGGCGAUCAGCUUCAAGGGCAACGACGCGCUGGAGAGCCACUACGUCGGCGAUGUGCUCUACGCUUCUCUUGGCAACGCUGUCGUCGGCGAUUCCAACUGGAACGGCCUGACCAUCAACGAUCCCUUCAACCUGGCCAAGGGCAUAAUCCUGGUCCAUGUCCAGGGCCUUGGCCAUGUGACCACCGCCGGAAACGUCAAGUCUUACGAGCUUACGGGAACCGGAACGGACACCUCCCUAAACGCCCUGGCCGCCGAACUGGAGGCUGCCAAUGAGCCCGUCUGCGAUAUCAACUUCGAGCAGUUCGACGAUGGUGUUCAAGCCUGGAAAUCCUGCUUUGGUGACUUUGAGGCUCCAGCUGCCAAGCCCACCAAGCACCUGAAUCCAUCUCUGCACUCCGCCGACAAGCAGUUCCUGCAGGAGGUUGGAUUCAUCAACGGUGCUGCCGAUCAUCUGGCCGAGAUGGCCAAGCCCUCAAAUGUCCUGCUGAUCCGUGUGUGCGUCGAUGGAGUGGUCAAGGCUCACGGUGAGAAGUCUGUAGCCGUGGAUGAGGCCAACAAGCUGCUGUCCGCCGCCAUCGGCCGCCUGCUGGCCGCUUCCCAGAAGUCCAGCGACUCGGUUCUGUUUGUGCAGACCACGGAGAAGGAUGUGGCAGUGUCGCGCGCCAAGCGUGAUGCUCUGGCUGCUUCCACUACCAAUCCCUUCAACCUGGCCGUCUACUACAACAGCGACUACCCGGUCAUCUUCAACAUCAUCCUCUGGUUCAUGGUCGUCUUCGGACUGUCGCUGCUGGCCAUCUGCUACGCCAUCGCUGCCAUGGAUCCCGGCAGGGACUCCAUUAUCUACCGCAUGACCUCCACCCGCAUCAAGAAGGAUAACUAAGCGAAGGAGGAGCUGAGGAGCGAGAGGAGCUUGCGUUACGCUUUGUUAUUUCGUCCCCUUUUUGAGUUGCAGGUUGCCAACUUCUACUUCAAUCCAACAGCGGAUAAAUUGUGUGUGUGUGUGCGUACAGCUGUCGCAGUAGUUGGUUUUAUUAUCUAUACAUAAGUAUUAACAAACUUAUCAGUUUUCGAUGCAGUUGCGGCUGAGCAACAAUUCCAUAGUAAUUUGUUACAUUUUCCUGUUUUGUUGUACUUUUUAGGUUUAUAUAUAUACGAAUAUGCACAACAUACUCGCCAAGUCAGUCAGUUCUUCAGACGAUUCAUCAUAUGUAAAUUAUCAAAAUGUGAAAUGUUAAAAAGUAACGUUAAAUAUAUAUAGCCUAAAAAGACAA
Messenger RNA from Drosophila rhopaloa, 1444 nucleotides. RefSeq names its product ATPase H(+)-transporting accessory protein 2 (gene ATP6AP2). The record is from RefSeq and is a predicted model, not a curated record. The transcript is spliced from 3 exons. The coding region runs from base 91 to 1053 and encodes 320 amino acids. Gene Ontology annotation, biological process: positive regulation of Wnt signaling pathway. Gene Ontology annotation, molecular function: signaling receptor activity. Gene Ontology annotation, cellular component: membrane; external side of plasma membrane. Lineage: Eukaryota; Metazoa; Arthropoda; Insecta; Diptera; Drosophilidae.